AUGAUUAUCACCGAUCAAGAUCCUGCAAUGACCAAGGCCAUAGCUCAUAGCUUACCAAAUACAUUUCAUAGGUAUUGUAGUUGGCACAUAAUUGAGAAGUUUUCUACAUAUUUGAAUGCAAUUACUUACAGAGAUUUUUAUAAGGACUUCCAACAAUGCAUUUGGGAAUCAGAAUGCCCUAUGGAGUUUGAAAGAAAAUGGGCAACUAUCGUCGAGAAGGCGAGCCUAUAUAACAAUGAUUGGUUAAGGUCAAUAUUUGAAAUGCGUAACAGAUGGGUGCCUGCAAAUGUUAAUCAUAUAUUCUUGGCCGGGAUGUCAAGCAACCAACGUGCAGAAAGCUCACAUGCAUUCUUCAAGAAAUAUGUUUCCAAGAAGAAUUUAUUGAUGGAUUUCAUAUUUCAACGUAACGAAGAUUUAGCUGCUGAUCAUGUUGAUAUUAAUGAGAAGGCUCUUUUAAAAUUGCCAUUGAAAAUGGAAAAGCAAAUGGCUAAGAUUUACACACGCAAGAUUUUUCGUAAGUUUCAAGAUGAGUUGUGGCAAAGCUUAAUAACAAUGCCACAACUUGUGCGUGAAAAUGAUACACAUAAAGUGUAUACGGUCAAGAGCAGUCCCCAUGACGGUGUUCAUAGAGCUCUGGAAAUUGCUUAUGACAAAGGUUCGAACUUUGCAUCUUGUAGUUGUAAGAAGUUUGAGAGUUAA
Ziziphus jujuba (common jujube) is the source of this 699-nucleotide messenger RNA. RefSeq names its product protein FAR-RED IMPAIRED RESPONSE 1-like. The transcript has a single exon. Gene Ontology annotation, biological process: regulation of DNA-templated transcription. NCBI's taxonomy places the organism in Eukaryota, Viridiplantae, Streptophyta, Magnoliopsida, Rosales, Rhamnaceae. The record is from RefSeq and is a predicted model, not a curated record. Bases 1 to 699 code for a protein of 232 amino acids.